Messenger RNA from Notechis scutatus (mainland tiger snake), 864 nucleotides. It is a transcript of the gene SATL1, whose product is annotated as spermidine/spermine N1-acetyl transferase like 1. The record is from RefSeq and is a predicted model, not a curated record. NCBI's taxonomy places the organism in Eukaryota, Metazoa, Chordata, Lepidosauria, Squamata, Elapidae. Gene Ontology annotation, molecular function: spermidine binding; diamine N-acetyltransferase activity.
AUGAAUCGCUUCCGAGUGCGACCAGCCGAGCCGCAGGACUGUCCACAUAUCAUGCGACUCAUUAGAGAACUGGCUGCUUAUGAAAACAUGCCCGAAGCAGUAAAAAUAACAGAAACAGAUUUACUUCAAGAUGGUUUUGGACAACGUCCCUUCUUCCAGUGUUUAGUAGCAGAGGUAUCAUCGGAAAAUGUAAUGUUAGAUGCAGGUAUUGUAGCUUUUGCUAUGUAUUACUUUACAUACGACCCUUGGAUUGGCAAGCUGUUAUACUUAGAAGACUUUUAUGUUAUGGAAGAAUAUAGAGGCUGGGGCAUUGGAACGGAACUUUUAAAAAAUUUAAGUCAGAUCGCCCUCGAGUCCAACUGUAGCUGCAUGCACUUUCUCGUCGUGGUCUGGAAUAAGCCGUCGAUCGAGUACUAUAUGAGGCACGGGGCGGCCGAUCUCUCCACCGAGGAGGGGUGGCAUCUCUUCCGAUUCGAUAAAGAGCACCUCAUCAGAAUGGCUACCGGACAGUAAGAAGGGAGUCUCUCUUUCUCUCUCUCUCCAAGGUGGCGCAUCAUCGGCUCAUCGGCCACAAGGAAACCUCUAGCUAAAAUUGAGGCUCUCCAAAGCGGGCAAAUACUAGCAACAAGAAAUUAAAAAGAAGCUUGCCUGUUUUAUGGCUGGCAGUACCUUGGUAUGUGAUUGGAUUCUGGUAUUUUUCCAUGUGCAAGUUGUGUUGGUGUGAAACACGAAAUCCCCCCCCCCUUUAAAUAUUUGGCUAAUAAGUACGUACAUUGGCACAUUAGAUGGGCUCUCUUGAUUGUUGAGGGCUCCCUGACUAAAGUUAGCAGCUUGUAAGUGUUCUGACCUAGGCUUCCCAAGACC